AUCCUUCGAUCGAGCUUUUCUGUUUCAAAAUUUCUCAAUGGCGACCGUUCCUGGCUCCGGCCGGGCGACUGAGGCUCGAUCCGGAGGGAAAAUAGUGACGAAUCGCCGGCGGAAGCUCACAACCGCCACCCCCUACGACCGUCCACCUCAGCCUGCACCUCAGGAAAGCCCUAAUUGGCUGACUGGCGUAAUUUUCCCUGCUACACGCAAGAUUGCAUCAGGUGCUGCUAAAAUUUUGUCUACCGUCUUCGAUUCGUCGUCGUCUUCGUCGUCCUCUUCUUCCGACAGCGAGGCUGCUAGCGAUGAUGAUGCUAAUCAAUCAAACAAGGAUCGUGAAAUUCCAUCGGAAGCACUUGAAUGUGUUGAUAAGGAGCCUCAACUAAGUUUGUAUAGCACUGUGACAAAGAGUGCAAUUGAGCGACUGCUCAUGCAGGAGAGUUUUUCUAGGGAAGAGCGUGAUAGACUUGUACAAAUUAUUGACUCUCGUGUCAUGAUGGGAGGGGAAGAGAAUGUUCUACCUACUGGUGUGCCUGUUGGAACAGUUGGCAACGAUACUGCUGAUCUAUGCACUAAAGCUGUUGCAGAAGCGAGGAAAUGGCUAGAGGAGAAGAGAGUGGAAUCAAGUCCGCUGUCAGACUUGGCUCACGAGUCUCAUGGUUUAAGCCAUAUCAAACUUCAACGUAGUGAAAAUGAAGCGGGCUCUCCUAUUGAUGUGGCCAAAUCGUACAUGAAGUCUCGUCCUCCAUGGGCCUCUCCGCUUGCAGAACAUAUUGAACUGCGAACAGCAUCAGCAAUCCCAUCAGAAAUGACAAGAGAGCUUUUCGGGGAAAAAACACCAGCUUCAUGUGGUGGCGGCUCUUUGUCUUCGUCCAAGAAAAGGAAUUUUGCAUCUUGUUCAUGGAAUAUUGAGGAGGAAAUACGAAGAGUACGAUCAAAGGCUUCAGAGGAUAUGCUAAAUUCCCUCUCUUCCUCAAAAAUUGAUCUGUCACCACUUGCAACUACGCUUAAACCCCGCCAGGACUCUUUAAUAGCUGAUGUACCAAAUAGCAGAGGAGAUUUGGGAAACAAAUUGAACAUUGUGACUGGUACUUCAUCUGCUGAUGCAUCGGUACAUUUGGCUGCAGGGUUGAACACUUCUAUUGGAAUUUCAGCUUUGGAGACAAGACAAGAUGACUUAGCAAAUGAAAGUUUGACGCCCCAUCGAGCUGCUAUUGUUUCAGAAGAAUACCAGGACUUGGAAGCUUUCAAGAUUACUGAUGAAUGUCCUGGUUCAAAGUCCAAUCACGUUACUCUGGAUCUUGCCACAGAGCACCUUGAUGAGCCAAGAUCAAGUCAGACAAAAGUUUCUCCAGCAGGAGUGAGAGAAUUUGAUGAAAUAGGAAAUGACAAUGGUCUUCAUACUUCGCAAGAAAGGGGUUUGUCUUUAGAAGUGGGAACCAGAGAAAUUGAUGGGCAAGCUCCUGAUGGAAACGAAAAUGCAGAUGGAAAUGAUUUGGGUACUACUAGUAGCAUUCCCCUUGAAGAUGCGUGUGAACUUAUAAGUGAAGCCUCCGUUGAAGUCCCAAUUGUGGAUGAAACGAAUGGUUUUGGGAAUGUAUCACAAACAAGUCCCGUUGUGCAUUAUGAGUUGUCGCAAGAGCCAACUCAACCUUACAUAGAUAAGGUAGCCCAGAAGGCUGAUGGCAAGGCGGUCAAAAAAGAAGCUAAGAAACCAGGUAAAUACAACCGGAGAGGCCGGGGAAGGGGUAAAUAGUGUUUCUCUUCAGGCAUUGCUGCUUGAGUUGUACACUAGCCUAAAUUUAGGUAUUCCACUUAGGUCUGUUGUAGAAUCAAGGGUGCUAAUGUUAGGCAGAAAGAAGUGUACUAUUUAGUGUUUAAGCAAUUGCAGGUUCAGUGUUGUAUUAGUCAUAUUUAUUUUGAUUUAAAUAUGGGAAAAUUUAUUUUGAUUUAAA
Molecule: messenger RNA, 1952 nt
Organism: Coffea eugenioides
Lineage: Eukaryota; Viridiplantae; Streptophyta; Magnoliopsida; Gentianales; Rubiaceae
Product: protein KAKU4
Exons: 11
Coding region: 38-1753 (571 amino acids)
Biological process (GO): nuclear membrane organization
Cellular component (GO): nuclear envelope
Source: RefSeq, a predicted model, not a curated record